AAGCGCUGUCGCCAGGCUCUCUGAGUGCAGCUGGCACCAUGGGUGUGCUCCAGGGCAACUUGUGUUUGCUCUGAGCCCCCUGCCCUGCCUCCCCUUUCACCACGUUUCCUCUGGCAAGAUCUUAAAUACAGCAAUUCAAGAAGAUCUCUCCUCCUAAAGCACAUUAAUCUGAAGUGUAUUGCCUCUUGAAUGCUGGAAAAGAAUAUAAAAUUCAUUUCAAAAAUAACUUACAAAUCUAUUAAAAGUGAUGAAAGGAGUCUUAAAAUUGAUGAACACUAAUUUUCUACUGUGCGAAAUUGUUCAGUGUCUUUCAGAGGAGACUGUAACAUAUCUCGUGAGUGUGCCAUGCCAGUAGGGAGAAUUGAAUGUCCCUCAUCUCCCUCUCUCCCUAGGGAUAGUAGUCAUGAUUGCCGCGUGUGUGGAGUCACAAUAGUGGGUCUCUCUGCAUAUGCAAAGCACAUUUCUGGCCAGUUGCACAAAGAUAAUGUUGAUGCCCAAGAAAGAGAAGAAGAUGGAAAGGGAGAAGAAGAGGAAGAAGAGUAUUUUGACAAGGAACUUGUUCAGUUAAUAAAACAAAGGAAAGAACAAAGUCGACAGGACAAAUCUUCUAAUAACAGCCAGGAAAUAAACUCAGAUGGCAGACAACCGCAGUGGAGGCGAGAAGAUCGAAUUUCUUACCAAGACAGGGAGACUUACAGUCAAUCUGCAAGGCAUCAUCGUGGACCUCCACAGUGGGAUUGGAAAUGGGAAAAAGAUAGCUUUACUAAUAAUAGGAAAAAUAGCUUUUCACAUUCUUUGAGGAAUAGUAGUGGGCCAAGAGGAUGUACUGGGUGGCAUAAUGGGAUUACAAGAGGCUCCUCAACUUGGUUUCACAACCAUAGUAAUUCUGGAGGAGGUUGGCAUCCAAAUAAUGGGAUGGCGGAUUGGAAUUAUAAUGGUCCAGGAAGGAAUUCCAGUUGGCAUUCUGAAGGAACAGGUGGUUUUUCCAGUUGGCAUAUGAACAACAGCAACGGAAACUGGAAAUCCAAUGGACGUAAUAUAAAUAGUUGGAAUUACAGUGGCCCCGGAGACAAAUUUCAAUCAGGCAGAAACAGAAAUUCUAACUAUCAGAUGGAAGAUAUGAAUAUACCGUGGAACAAGAAGUCUAAUAUGUCAUGCAAAUACAAUCAAGAGAGAUAUAAUUGGCAACAGCAAGAUAAUGACAAAAUUGGUAUGGUUGCAGCAUACGGAAGUCCUUCUGAAGACUUUACUAGUGAUAGAUUUCCUUCAGAAGACUUACAUGAUUUCAAUUUUGAGCAGCCAGAAAGCCAGACUACUAAACAGACAGAGAGUGCAGCUACCAAAACCGGUGGAAAGAAUAGCAGCGUACCAAAGGAGAAGCUCCAUCGCUGGACUCCAUAUCCUUCCCAGAAGACUCUGGAUUCACAAUCUGGAUUGAAAGAAGUCACUGACAGUAAAUCAGAAACAACAGAUAAGCCUCUCUUUGAUUUUAGCUUGAUAACCGCAGGAAUACAAGCACCUCUAAUUGAGGAAAUUAAUAGUUCCCCAACACUAAAAACACAAAAAGAAAUACAUAAUGGAUCUCUUAAUCACAAAGCCCCUUCUGACUGCCCUGCUUCCUGUGAGGUGGUGAGAGAUUGUCCUGUUACAGAUAACCCUAAGCAACGACAUAACUCAAACAAGAUGCCGUCCUUGAAAUCCCCACUUCUUCCACUUCCGGCCACUAAAUCUGUUUCUCAAAAACAAGAUUCAAAGACUCCCUCAAAAAACACCAAAACAAAUUCUUCUGCUGCAGAAAAUUCAAAUCCUUUGAACAAAUCCACUUUAGAAGAUAACCAAGGUUUUUCCUCCAUGUCCAAAUUACGUAGUUCAUGUUCUAAUGUUUUAAAAGCAAGUAAGAUUGCAUCUGGCACUCCAAAAGAAUCUGAUGUUAAUUUAAGUGAUACAAUACAAAAAGCCAAAGAAGUGUUACAGUGUCAUGAGUCAUUGCAAGAUCCACCUCUUAGCACUUCUAAAAGGACCAGGAUCUAUGCGAAAGCAAGUAGGAAUGUAGAAGAGUCUGAAAAAGGAUCUUUGAAGAUUGAGUUUCAAGUGCAAGCAUUAGAAGAUGAAAGUGAUGGAGAAACAUCUGACACAGAAAAUCGUAGAACAAAAAUUGGAACCCUGGGUUCUGUAGCUACAGAGGUUUUAUCCUGCAGCACUCAUACUGUUGAUGAGAAAGAAGGGGAUGACCAGAUCUUGAAAGUAUCUAGAAAACUUUCUUCCACCUCAUGUAAUUCCACAGUUCAUGAAAAAGAAUCGGAGUUACAAAUGCCAUCUGCAGCCAGUCCACACUCUGGUUUAUUACUAGAUUUGAAAACUUCUCUAGAAGAUGGCCAGGGUGAUAACCCUGUUAAAUCUCACAUAUCUUAUGAAACAGAAGCCUUUGAGAAUACUAGCUUGGAAGGAGAACUUCACAAAAGUGAUAUCAGUCAGCCUUCCAGUUCUCUCCUGCCCGAACUAAGUAAGCUUGGCUUUCCUGCCUCACUCCAAAGAGAUCUAACCCGGCACAUUAGUUUAAAGAACAAAACUGGAGCACACCUUCCUGAGCCAAACCUUAAUAGUGCUCGCCGCAUUCGCAAUAUUAGUGGUCAUCGAAAGAGCGAAACAGAGAAAGAAUCUGGGCUCAAGCCAACCCUACGACAGAUUCUAAAUGCAUCUCGGAGAAACGUCAACUGGGAGCAGGUCAUUCAGCAAGUAACCAGGAAAAAGCAAGAACUGGGCAAAGGCUUACCCAGGUUUGGCAUAGAAAUGGUACCUCUGGUUCAGAACGAACAAGAGGUCUUGGAUUUGGAUGGGGAGCCUGAUCUGUCUAGUCUUGAAGGGUUCCAGUGGGAAGCUGUUUCCAUUUCUUCAUCCUCUGGGUUGGCCAGAAAGCGAAGCCUUUCUGAGAGCAGUGUGAUCAUGGACAGGGCUCCUGUGUAUAGCUUCUUCAGCGAAGAAGGUACUGGCAAAGAAAAUGAGCCCCAGCAGAUUGUUUCACCUAGUAACUCACUGGGUGUUACACAGCAUCAGAAAACAACACUGUGCCUUAAACAGGAAGCAGCACCUCUGGCCAUCUCCUUCAGAACACACGAAAAAGCUGAAAACUUUGCUAUCCAAAGGCGACAUAGUACACAAUUGCCAUCUGAUCAUAUGAUACCUUUGAUGCAUUCAGCAAAAGAUAUGAAUAGCCAGGAGUGUUCUCCAUCGCCAUUCAAGACUCACAAUGCUCAGGAGAGCACUGGAGAAGGAAGCAGUCUGUCAUCAAAUGUGUCCUCAGUCCUUGCAAUCUCCUGCUUAGCAGAUGCAGCCACAGAUAGUAGCUGUACCUCUGGUGCUGAGCAAAAUGAUGGCCAGAGUAUUAGAAAGAAGCGAAGAGCCACUGGAGAUGGAUCUUCUCCUGAACUCCCAAGUCUUGAGAGAAAAAAUAAAAGAAGAAAAAUUAAAGGAAAGAAAGAACGGUCUCAGGUUGACCAGCUAUUGAAUAUCUCCUUAAGAGAGGAAGAACUAAGCAAAUCCCUGCAGUGCAUGGAUAACAACCUCCUGCAAGCCCGGGCAGCUCUGCAGACUGCAUAUGUUGAAGUUCAGAGGCUACUCAUGCUCAAGCAGCAGAUAACUAUGGAGAUGAAUGCACUGAGGACCCAUAGGAUACAGAUUCUACAGGGAUUGCAAGAAACAUAUGAACCAUCUGAGCACCCAGACCAGGCAGCCCAUAACCUCACUGGAGAUCAGAGGAACAACAGAUCUCAGACAUCUGCUGAUACCACACUGCUACCUGCUCCUCUUUUUCCAGCUUUUCUGGAGCUGCCUCCUUCCCAUGGGUGCUUAUCACCUGCUGGAGCCCCUCUCCAAGUAACCGCAUCUGCUACAUUCCAAGCCCAUGGCAGUAUCCCUGCUCCAGAUUCAUCGGUUCAGGUUAAACAAGAGCCCAUGUCUCCUGAACAGCAUGAGAGUGUCAGUGCCAUGUCACAAGGCUACGCUUGCAGUGUGCCCAAGGAAUUAUUGCAAGCUAAUAGAGAAAUCAGUGAUGGUCAUCUGAUUAAUUCAGGCCUCAUGGCAACAGACACUUGUCAGGAGCCUAACCAAGAUCUGAAGUUUUCUGUGGAGCAGGGAAGUAGCAGAAGCAGAGAAAACUCUCCUUCUCCUCAAUCAACUGAUCUUCCUAGCAUAAAUAAAGAAGAAGAACCAACCCAAGGCAACAGUGGGUCUGAGGCCUGUAGCAGUUCCUUUCUAAGAUUAUCUUUUGCUUCUGAAACCCCUAUAGAGAAAGAACCUCCCUCUCCUGUUGAGGAGCCUGAGCAACAGGCAGAAUCUACUCUGACAUCUCUUGAAACCAGGGGAAACAAGAAAAAGAAGAAACUUCGGAAGAAAAAAACGCUACGUGCUGCUCAUGUUCCUGAGAAUAGUGACACUGAGCAGGAUGUAUUUACUGCUAAACCUGUAAGGAAAGUAAAAAUGGGCAAGUUACCUAAAGGAGGGAAAGUGACCACCUCCACCUGGGAGGACAGCAGAACUAGUCGGGAACAAGAGAGUCUCCGAGAUGAGCCAGAGAGCGACUCCUCUCUGGAAGUUUUAGAAGUUCCUCAUCCACAGUUAGAAGUAGUAGCCAUCGAUUCUUCUGAAUCUGGAGAAGAGAAACCAGAUAGUCCCUCCAAAAAGGAUAUUUGGGACACUGCAGAGCAAAAUCCAAUAGAAACUUCUCGUUCUGGUUGUGAUGAAGUCAGCUCCACCAGUGAGAUUGUCACUCAGAACAAGGAUGGCGUCCUUGUAAGUGUGGCAGAAACUCAGACUGUGAUCAGCUCCUUAAAAGGCUCAAAGAAUUCUUCAGAAAUAUCUUCAGAGCCAGGAGAUGAUGAUGAGCCCACAGAAGGAAGCUUUGAAGGGCACCAGGCUGCAGUGAAUGCAAUUCAAAUAUUUGGAAAUUUACUGUAUACUUGUUCAGGGGAUAAAACUGUCCGAGUGUAUAAUCUGGUGAGUCGGAAGUGUAUUGGCGUCUUUGAGGGCCAUUCUUCCAAAGUGAACUGCCUCCUGGUUACUCAGACCUCUGAGAAGAAUGCUGCACUCUACACGGGUUCCAGUGAUCACACCAUUCGCUGCUACAAUAUUAAGACCCGAGUGUGCGUAGAGGAGUUAAAGCUGGAAGACCGGGUUCUCUGCCUCCACAGUCGAUGGCGAAUCCUAUAUGUAGGACUAGCAAAUGGCACUGUGGUCACCUUCAACACAAAGAACAACAAACAACUAGAGAUCUUUGAAUGCCAUGGACCAAGGGCUGUUAGCUGUCUUGCUACAGCCCAAGAAGGUUCCCGAAAGCUGCUGGUCGUGGGAUCUUAUGACUGUACCAUUAGUGUGCGGGAUGCCCGAAAUGGACUGCUCCUUAGAACUCUGGAAAGCCACACCAAGACCAUUCUGUGCAUGAAGGUGGUGAAUGACCUUGUGUUCAGUGGCUCCAGUGAUCAGUCUGUCCAUGCUCACAACAUUCACACUGGUGAACUCGUGCGGAUCUAUAAAGGUCAUAACCAUGCAGUGACCGUGGUGAAUAUCCUAGGAAAAGUGAUGGUGACUGCUUGCUUGGAUAAAUUUGUUCGUGUCUAUGAAUUACAGUCUCAUGAUCGACUGCAGGUUUAUGGAGGACACAAAGACAUGAUUAUGUGUAUGACCAUCCAUAAAAGCAUGAUUUACACUGGCUGUUAUGAUGGCAGUAUUCGGGCUGUGAGGCUAAAUCUGAUGCAGAAUUACCGCUGUUGGUGGCACGGUUGCUCUCUGAUAUUUGGUGUUGUAGAUCAUUUAAAGCAACACUUGCUGACUGAUCACACUAAUCCAAACUUUCAGACCCUAAAGUGUCGCUGGAAGAACUGUGAUGCUUUUUUCACGUCUAGGAAAGGAUCCAAGCAGGAUGCUGCAGGACACAUUGAACGACAUGCUGAAGAAGAGAGCAAAAUUCACUCAUGAAGUUUUUUGCCUCCCAUGUUGGGAAGUCAUUAGUUGAACUAUUUUCCUUUGUGCUCCUCACACAGGCACUCUUUUCCUUUCCUGGGGAAGUAGGAAAGGAGAAAAUGGUUACUGGCCAGGUUGACCACUAACAUGUGUGGGGAGCUCUGUGAGAUGGUAGACUAUACUUCAAGAUCUUGCUGGAGUGUUGGAACAGCCAAUUUCCAACAGUCUUUAAAGAACCAUGAGGCAUGACAUAGGGAAAUUCAUGUUACCAGCAUUCUCCAGAUAUCCACUAGAGAUCCAGAUCUUAAUUUGUUGCCCAGUCUGACUACUAGUCAUGUGUAUUUUAUUGAUACCAGUUUUUAAUUUUUAUCUCAUGUUCUUAAUGAUGGCUUAAACCUACUCUCAGGUUUUUGGAACAAGCUUAUUCCAAUGCUAAAUUUUUCACAGGGAUCUAUUUCAGUAACAUAAGUGCCUGCCUGGCAAGUGUGUGGUCGUGAGUUCAACCCCUGGUACCAAAAUCAGUUUUAAUUUCUCUAGUUGCAGUAACUGGGUAUUUAAAUUGGCAGAUAGUUUCCUUCAUGAUUAUGUACAGUGUGUUUCACUGUUUAUCUGCUUUGUUGAAGGGCAGAGCAGGCUUUAAAUGCUAAAGAAUACACAAAUUUUUGCAAAGCAGCUAAAAUGGCUGCUCUGCACACUGUAUAUUUUAAGAAUUCAGAAAACAAGUCCCACAGUGGUGAUUUCUUCCUGACAGCAUUUCCUGGUGAACUGCUAUGCUCAACGUGAGGCAGCGCAUAGCCUAUCACUUGCCUUUUGAGUCUUGCUGCUAGACCUGAGCGCUUGUGCUGCAGUACUGUCAGACUGAACUGAGGUAUACCUUUAUGUCCCUCUCCAGGUUCUGGAGAACCUUGUGUGGGUCUGACCCUUUUGGUUUCCACCAUUGUCUACCCCUGUCUCCCUGUGCCUGGACUAAGGCAGCCAGUAAGUGUUCCACCAGACUCACAGGGUGCUCCCUGCCCAUCUGUGGCACCCAAGAUGGGAGAAUUAGAAUAAAGCAUCAGGAUCCAGUUUCAGGGCUUCCAGGAGGCUUCCUGGAGACUCAUUUCUGAAGCCAGUGUCUUUGCCUUCACUUUCCCACUAGGUGGAAGAGGAGGAUGGAGUAUGGUGGAGGAAAGCCUCUGCCUGUCCAUUGCCAAUAUUCAAGCCAACAAAACCUGCGUAGGACUGCUUUGUUUUUUUAGAAUUCUCUGUAUUCUUAUUUGUGAAGUUGUACAAGUGUCUUUCUAACCUUUGUGUUUCUGGAGUUUCAAAGCUCAGAUUUCUUCAGAUAAGGAAGGGGGAAGAGCCCAGGCCACAUUCUGAGCUUCAAGAUAUUAUGACACCUACUGUUAUUUCGGAUGGCAGAGUAUCUGGGUUACUACCCCCUACCAGUGCACACACACAUCUGCAUGUCUUCUCUCAGGCUCUAGGGCAGUGACUUCACCUAGGGUUUCUAAAUAAGCUACAGGAGGCUCUUCAAGCCCUGAAAGUAUAUACAAGAUAAUGUGUGUGGUUUCUUUUUUUUCUCCAGAAAAGGCUCCAGUAGUUCUGACUGGAGCCAGAACUAGUUUAGGAACUACUACUAGAUAAUGGAUGACUAACCUCAUGCCUAUUCUGUCCUUGUGAGUGUCCUUUUUGUUAACCACACUGUUUAGAUUUGCAUGAGCUGAAGAGAGAACAGAGCUCUUAUAGAUAAAGUGUAAUCAUGCAGUUUCUGUGUGUGAGAUUAACGGAUCUUUCCCCACCUCUUACCCCUGUAUCUUACAAGGGUGACCCCAGAAGCUGUACUAUUCUGUGGGUUUGGGAAUAGUGAUUUCCCAGGAAAGUCCAUUUGGAUUCAUUGCUAACUCUGACAUUUUCUCUGGGCUGCAGUGACACAUUGCCACAUGGGUAGGGUGUAGUGUUCACAGAGCCCAAACCAGGAUGAUCGUGAUGUCUUUGUACAGGAGGAAAGGGGAACAUGAGAUGCCAGGCAGUCUGGGAACUUCUGAGGGUGUUACACCCUGAAGGAGUCAGUAAGAACUGAACCGUGAUCAGUUUCCCCUUGGUAGAAUCAUGUGCAUGUAUCUGCCUCUGUGUGCAUGUGUGAAAGUCCCUCUCGGUGUGUAUAUACUUGUGGGCACCUAUAUUUGAUAUCUUUCCUCAUCUCACAAAGUCCUCUGGGAAGCAGUGGUGGUAAUAUUGUUUCCAAGGACACAUGGAAUUCUUAAUGCCAGAUUAAUGAGUUAUUCGGAAUGAACCAUUUUAGCCCCCAUUGAGAAAUACAGGAACCAUAAGUAUCUUGGCUGCUGUGGUUGUGCUGCUCAUCUCUCGUGGCAUCAUUGCAGUCAUGCAUGGCCUCUAUUUCCCUCACUGAAGAACUUUAGCUCAGGCAUCUGUGCUGACUUCGGUAGGUAGCAGCUUCAUGAAGGAGGAAACUGUUCAGUGACUGAUAAAAGCUGGCAUGCAGGAGGCCAAUUUUUAGAAUUUUUUGGUUUGUGCCUGUUUUAGUAUCUCAAAACCAAGAAAACCAUAGAAUAAAUCCUCUCGUGUGUACAUGCUGGUGUUUUAGUAGCCAUUUGUUCUGAUAAAGUAUCAGUUACUUCAAGUUUUAUGCAAAAGUUUUUAAAUUAGAUUCAAAAUAUCUUUUGGUACACUUCUACUUCAUUAUAAGACAAAUACAAUGUAAAAGAAGAGCAAGGAACUGCCUUGCCCUGCUGUUUCUUGAGUUUGAGAGGAGGUUGUUUCUUACUACUACUCCUGCUUUUGUGGGGAAAAGUUUUCUCAGAAGAGUUAGUGGUUGGCUGUUUAGCUAAUGGCUUACAUAUCAUUUACAGAUACAACUGUUGCUUUUCAGGUAUUUGCCUAACAAAGGUUUUGUUCUAUCAGUUUUUUCAAGUAGAUGAUACAAUGGACAACUGUAGAGACGAGGUAUGUGGCUGAUGUGGUGAGAGCAGGUGUACACUUAGAAGAAUGAUUGGUAUUUUAGGGAGCGGAAUUCAUUGGAGGUUGAAGUGUAGUAUGAUGUGGAAUUUGAGCAGUACAUAUUCUCUGGUUUGCUCUGUUAAGUGCAGUUUCCAUAUGCUGACUUAGAAAUACUAUUCUUGUCACCUGAAGGAGAGCUCCUAGGAUUAUUAUGAAAGUCAUGCCUGCCAUAUUUAUCAGAUUCAUCUCUCUACGAAGUCAUUAGGAUCCUUGAUGUUUAAGAGUAGUAGUCAGAUGAGGAGAGAAACUGGUGGAGGAGAUCAGGGCUCUACUGAGUUCCAUGCAAGUGAGUUGCAAUCCUCAUAUAAACCAAACCCACUACUUAACAGGCAGUAACCCUCUACCUUCUCCAUCCUCAAAUACAUGGACUUGCCAGGUCUUUCCCAGAUUUGCUCUAAACUCAAGUUAGUAGCUAAAUAAUUGGAGCCUGACAGGGUCAAGGAAGAAAAAUGUUGAAGAUCUCUCUUCUGUUAAAGAGAAAUAUGUGGCCUAAGCUGCUCCAUUUUUGAUUUCUGAUUUUUUUUUAAACAUGGAAUAUGAUUUAGAAGAAGGAUGAGAUUAGAUGACAUUUGACUGCAAAAAAUGUUUAUAAAUAAACAGCCUAGCCUUACAUUUUGGUAUAAAGUUGUGAACUUCAUAACUUUGUAAAGCAAGAUAUAAUGCAAAUACAGAGGAAAAUAAAAUACUUUUACUAAUGAC
Molecule: messenger RNA, 9654 nt
Organism: Cavia porcellus (domestic guinea pig)
Lineage: Eukaryota; Metazoa; Chordata; Mammalia; Rodentia; Caviidae
Gene: Znf106
Product: zinc finger protein 106
Exons: 19
Coding region: 346-5970 (1874 amino acids)
Biological process (GO): insulin receptor signaling pathway
Cellular component (GO): membrane; cytosol
Molecular function (GO): RNA binding; SH3 domain binding
Source: RefSeq, a predicted model, not a curated record